Plenodomus lingam JN3 is the source of this 165-nucleotide messenger RNA. The record is from RefSeq and is a predicted model, not a curated record. Lineage: Eukaryota; Fungi; Ascomycota; Dothideomycetes; Pleosporales; Leptosphaeriaceae.
AUGGCGACGGCCAGACCGAACGCUAUGCAGAGAGAGUGGGUGUGUGUAUGUGUGUGCGUGUGUGUCAGAGAGAGAGAGAGUGAGAGAGAGAGAGAGAGAGAGAGAGAGAGAGAGAGAAAGAAAACAAUGAAAGAAGAAGAUGACGAAGAGCAGGGGGUUAUGUGA